AUGGACUCACUCUCCAUUGAUAGCUCGAGGUCCGUCCUGUAUCCCUACGCCCCCAUUGGCCGCCUCGUCUUGACUGAUUUUCCAAGCAGCUCUUGGGAGCUCCGCAGCCCCUCGCUCCCCCUCGCCCAAGGCCCGCUACCGCCUCCACCGAGCAGCCCAACCCAGCGUGCUCGGGGGACGAAGCAUUCCCAAGCUCUUGUCCGAUACCAGCCGCCGCAGGUCUGUGGCGUCGUCGAGGUUCGCAAGAAUGCCUGCUUCCUAGGUGUCACCGCCAUCGUCCGCCGUGAGACUCGGGAGCUCGUCAACUCCAGCGAGUACGGUACCUACGAGUACCCCAGGGUCAGGUAUGUCGUCGAGGACCUUAGCUGGCCCGUCUUCAAGCGCUUCGGCGGCCUGGACCUGAUGGACCCGGAUCUUCUCCAUGUGCUGGAAGCCAAGUCUCGCUGGUGGACAAGGACGGAUGACUGGUUCCUACUGGCCCAGCAUGCAUUUGGCAAGAGCCGCAGGCGCAUCCUGUUCACCUUUGCUGAUCCAAGUGUGCCGACUCUCCCGCGUGCGCUGCCUGCUCCCCCUCCGUUCGGACAAACACCCCAGGAAAGGGAUGACCGUGUGUCGAGCCGCAUUGAGGAACUUGCCUGA
Molecule: messenger RNA, 639 nt
Organism: Diplodia corticola
Lineage: Eukaryota; Fungi; Ascomycota; Dothideomycetes; Botryosphaeriales; Botryosphaeriaceae
Exons: 1
Coding region: 1-639 (212 amino acids)
Source: RefSeq, a predicted model, not a curated record